ACAAUAAUCUUAUUGAAGAAAAACCGAAACUCACAUCCCAAUUAGUAGUUGCAUUAAGAGAGUAUUUGCAGCAGGCAGCAGUUCCUUACCAAAGGAUUACUGAUGGUCGCUACUUCCGACGCACGGGACGCACUAUUCAGUUUACCACUCGGGUUACUCCUGACUACGACAAAAUUAUUAGAGAAAUAGCUCACCACGAAAAUUGCCUGUUAGUAGAAAUAUUAGAAAAAUCUCUAGAAUCUUAUUGUAGAGAAAUAAAUUGA
Molecule: messenger RNA, 263 nt
Organism: Racocetra persica
Lineage: Eukaryota; Fungi; Glomeromycota; Glomeromycetes; Diversisporales; Gigasporaceae
Source: the annotation of a GenBank genome assembly